GAAAAAUCAAGCCACGUUUUAUUUUUUUUAGAAAUCAGAGAAGGUAUAUUUCAAGAUAUUCUAAAACACACCCGGAUUUUUUAAAUGAAAUAGGCUGGCGGAAACCGCCGGUGGUUUCAAUGGUUUUCUAAGUCUAGCUAUUUGGCUAACGUAGCUAGCAUAGUAACCAUAGUAACUAUGAUACCGGUUGCCGUAUACUGUAGUUAAAGCUACAGUAAGGUUGUCGAUUCGUGCUAAGAAACUCUUAUUUGUGGUUUUUAUGGUCUUGGCAGAUAAAGAACAGUAGUUAAAAAAAAGAGUCUCCGACGAUUACAUUUCAUAGAGCAGAACUGAAUAUAGUCCGCCCCAAUCGGUAAAGCUAACUGUGCUAGGCUUUUGAGCAAGUGCACCUCGUGGACGUUUUCGUCUUCCAGAAAUUAACAAUUUCCCUAUAAUAUCCCUAAAUCCGAUAUCCAUCAUAAGUCGUGUCUAGAAUCUGUGCUCAUUCCUGGGAGAAAGGAUGCCGCCAUUGGGGCACUUACACAUGGAACAUGUCCUGCAGGCAGUCGGUGUCUUGGAGGCGGUCAUCCUUCGCAGUUUUGGCCCUGAAGGAGGACAGGUGCUGUUCACACGAGACACGGGACAGGCGAUGUUGAGCCGCAGUGGGACACGCAUUCUCACGGCACUACAUCUGGAGCAUCCGUUGGCCAGGAUGGUGGUGGAGUGUGUCUGGAAGCAUAGCUCUGCAACAGGCGAUGGAUCCAAAACCUUUAUCCUGCUGCUGGCAUCAUUGCUACGGUUGAUUCAUGCAGCAGCCAGCAAGGAGUCUAAUGUGUCACACUCUUAUAGCUCAACAAAAGCAGCAGAGGCUUCCACUGCCAGACACUUGGCUGACAAACUGCUAGCAUUUGGGUUGAAGGAGUUGGAUGAGCUCAUUGCUACGGGAGUGGUCCCUUAUGGAGGCUGCAUUUCGUGGGAAGAUUUCACUGUGGAAGCACAAACGCCAUCUCUCACAAACAAUCUCUGUGUUCAAAAGCUGCUAAGAUCAUUUUUUCACACACGCUGUGGUUACACGCACUGUGACUUCAGUAGUCACCUCACAUGUGAGCUGCUCAGUCACUGGAAGUUUAAAAAUCAACUACCUUCAUUCUCUCUGCAGCUUGUAAGCGACUACUUCCCUGCCCUCCAUACACCUGUGUCGGGCUUUCCUGUCCGCUCUUCACGUUUAAUCGAGGGGCAGGUAAUCCACAGGGACUUUGCCACGCCACCGCUUAAGACUGACCACCAGCCAGUUAAAGCUGUAGUUCUCACCGGGUCGCUGCAACCAACAUUGCUCAGCACAGGAGACGUGCUUGAGUUGGGAUGUAGAGGCAGAAUGAAGGAGGAGAGAAGUAUUUUACACUUUAGCUCCUGGAUGGAAAGCUCACUGCAGGGUAUUAUUGCGAAGCUGCAGACUUUGGGUGUUUGUGUGCUUCUGUCUGCAGUAAAACAGUCUGCUGCUGUCCUGGCUUUAGCCACACAGGCAGAGAUGUGCCUUGUAGAAUGUGUCAGUGAAGAUGAACUUUCUCUGUUUUCCCAGCUAAGUGGAACUACUCCAAUCUGGGACUGUUCGAUGAUUGAAUCAGAGCACGUAGCCACACUGGCUUUUUGCCGGCCGAUACAGCUCGGAGCCCACAGGUAUGUCCAUGUGGCUUUCCAGGACUCGGAAGAAAGAAUCACCAUCAAACCCUGCAGUUUGAUCAUCUGUGCCCCAGGGGAAGGACAGAUUGAGCAGUAUGCAUGUGCUUUACAAGAUGCCAUUCGCAUGCUACUUAGAACUUGGGAGCCCAUGCAUGCAGCUGCAACCACAACAUCAAAGAGUACCCUGCAGUCGCAUAAAGGCGCAUCUUUACAUACAGACAGUCUGACCGAGCAAACCACAUACAGAUCCAUCGCUAUACAGCCCAUUCAAAAGUGUGUGUUAAAGCCAGGCUGUGUUUUAUCUGCUGGUGGGUUAUUUGAGCUUCUCUUACACUAUGCCCUCCUACAACAUGGACAUAGUUGCUCAGUUUCUCCUGACCUAAAUAUAGAUGCUUCUGUUUCCCAGCUCUUGGCAAAUGCCCUACUGAGCGUGCCUCAAAAGAUUUACUCUCACAGUCCGCACCAUUUCCUGGAGUCUCAAAGAAGGGUCAUAAGUUUUGUUAGUAAGUUUCCAAAUGAUUCCCACCCUUUUAGCCUUGUAUAUAAACGAGAAAAUACUAUAAGCCCUAUACAGGUCGAAGGGCCUCUGGGGGAUGGUGAACUAAGCUUGCAUUGUUGUAGAGAGGGUGACAAAUUGUCAAAAGUUUCAGAGUUGGAUCUGGGCCUUGAAUCUGUCUCCUGUAAAUACCAGCUACUUCUUGCUGUAUUGCAGUGUGUCGCAAGUCUCCUUAAGGUGGACGCUGUCCUGCCUACACACACUGCUUUACACACACAGUCGUGUAGACUCACCAGGACUUCCUGGGAGGGUACAGAGGAUGAAGGCGAGGACUGAGAUUGUGUCUUAGUUAAGAUAAAAGCCAUAAACAUAUUUUCUCUCAGUGCUCCCUCAUGUCAAAGAUGGAGUAAAUACUUAGCACUUUAAUACAUUUUUGGCACAGUGAUUUUUCUAUACCCAGAAGAUAUAUCCAACUAUCUGUCCAUUCUCUUCCACUUAUCCUUGUCAGGGUCACGGGGGAACUGGAGCCUUUCCCAGCUACCAUAGAGCAAGAGGCAGGGUACACCCUGAACAGGUCGCCAGUCUGUUGCAGGGCUAACACAUAGAGACAGACAACCAUUCACACUUACAUUCAAACCUAUGGACAGUUUAGAAUGAUCAAUUAACCUAACCCCACUAACUGCAUGUCUUGACUGCAUGACUGUGGGAGGAAGCCGGAGAACCUGGAGAGAACCCCUGCAAACACAAGGAGAACAUGCAAAAUCCACACAGAAAGGCCCCGACAUGGUGGUGGAAACUCAGGAACAUCUUUUUGUGAGGCAACCAGUGCUAAUCACCUUGCCACUGUGUAUAUUUUGUUCCAACGAAAUAUAUUUUUAUUGCAAGACACAGAUGGUAUUUUCAGUUUUAUGACCAUGUUGUGGUUGGUUGCAGUUUCUGUGGCAGUAAAAUGUUAAAGUGGUCUAUAGCAUCCUGUCCUGAAUCAAGGCAAGGUCUGGCAGUAAAAAAGAAGGCAUUAAACACUGUUGUAAUACGGAAUGUGCAGUUGUGAAAUAUUUUUAUGUGUUGCAAACCUUCCAAGCGAGAAUGUGUUAAUGCCUUUUUUCUCAGUAAUAUUCAUAUUCAUAGAUUUUCUCUAAAAUUUCUUCUCCUUUUCUAUUUUCCUGGCCUAUUCCCUUGCUAGUUUGUCCCUUACACAAACGGUUUAAAUACAGAUCAUCUCACAAAACACAGUCCUUUUUUAUAAUCAGUGUUAUCUCCAAAAAACGAAUGAGGCAUUUAGAAGGGCAACACCCGGCUGUCAACAACCAAAUCAUAGCAUGCUUCCUUGUGCUGUAAUCAGAGGAACACAAACUCUAUUUACUUCUAUACUCGCCGCUUUUUAGAUGGAAACUGUGAGUCAUAAAGACAUUAACUAGUCAUACUGUUUACCGUAACUACCGUGUCAUUAGUUUUGAAGACAAAAAUUUUCCAUAAAAUAUUUGUAACAGCACAAUUAAGAAACAAAGACACUUCUUGUCUUUGUUUGUGUUCUAAGGGAGUCAGUCAGCUGAUAGCUGCCAAUAUCAAAGAAGGGGAAGCUGAGGGAGUUUUCCCAAUGUUUUUGUUUCUUUUUCCUACUGCGAAAAAGGAAACAAGCUUGAGUGUAGCUGUCAUUGUUGUCAGUCCUAUGGAGACACCUACGCACGUCUAACUCUUGCAGCAUGCUGUAUCGUGAGCGGCUAAAUCUAAAAUGUAAGUAAGGCUCAGUCUAACAGUGAAUCAGUGUGACUCUUAUAUUUUCAUUGUAGUUAUGAAUGUUACCAAGUGACCUAAGAACAGGUGCAGUUAAAUGUUCUCCAACUUGUUUACUAUUACAGUGUUUGGGAAUAAUUGCAGGUCAUAUUAUUUUAUGGUCCACUCUUAUUUCUCUAUUUAAAUGCUUAAAUGCUCCCUUGCUGGCACGUUUUAUUUUCCUAUACUGAAUUGUUUAUAUUUUCUCUAUAAAUAAACUUUAUGAUUGUUACAGUAAACUCAUAGUCGACUCAGUACAUUUUAGUUUAUUUGGCGCUUAUUGUUAAAUUUUGUCUCUGUGAAACAGUGCAUAUGAUAUAAAUCAAUCUCUGUAAACUGAAGAGAACACUGCAAAAUGCAUCGUCAAACUGCACGUAAAAAUAUAAACAGCUAACAUUAGAAAUCUUACAAAUACAAAAAGGAAAACAUUUACAAACACAAAUCAGGAUAAGGACCAGGAACAAAUCAAAUGUCAUGAAAAUAAAGGAAUCAAGAUGCUACUCUAGCACCAAGCUGGUUAAAGUUAACAGCUCGGUAUUCAGCUGGCUACUCGUCACCUUAAUUUUACUUAAGAAGUUGCAUGAAAAAAGGAACUGUAAAACUGCUGCGGCUGUGUUGUGCAGAAGUGUUUGCUUUUUUGUGUUUGUUUUUUUAUAUCUGGACCAUGUUCUUGCUAGUAGAUGACCCCAAGUGACAGCAAUAGAAAUGUUAUCAGUAUA
Haplochromis burtoni (Burton's mouthbrooder) is the source of this 4647-nucleotide messenger RNA. It is a transcript of the gene bbs10, whose product is annotated as Bardet-Biedl syndrome 10. Gene Ontology annotation, molecular function: ATP binding; ATP-dependent protein folding chaperone. The coding region runs from base 500 to 2491 and encodes 663 amino acids. The transcript has 4 exons. NCBI's taxonomy places the organism in Eukaryota, Metazoa, Chordata, Actinopteri, Cichliformes, Cichlidae. Gene Ontology annotation, biological process: chaperone-mediated protein complex assembly. The record is from RefSeq and is a predicted model, not a curated record.